Asparagus officinalis (garden asparagus) is the source of this 978-nucleotide messenger RNA. Its product is annotated as pentatricopeptide repeat-containing protein At1g73400, mitochondrial-like. Bases 1 to 963 code for a protein of 320 amino acids. The record is from RefSeq and is a predicted model, not a curated record. The transcript is spliced from 2 exons. Lineage: Eukaryota; Viridiplantae; Streptophyta; Magnoliopsida; Asparagales; Asparagaceae. Gene Ontology annotation, molecular function: protein binding.
AUGCGGAAAGUAAACGAUGGUGUCGCCCGGCGGGGACAGCUACGCGAUUUUGCUCGACGGUGGUCUGGAGGUAGGCGGGGGGACGGGAGGCCGCUGCGCUGUAGGUGUUUGAUGAGUAUGGUUGAGAGGGUCGGGUGGACGCCGAAGAACGUGCCCGCGUAUGACUCGUUUCUUUGCACCCUUGUGAAGGGGGGCGGCCGGGAGAUGAAGUACGCGAUGAGGUAUUUGGGCGAGCUGAAGGCGAAGGGGUGUUACCCGGGGAUGAAGUUUUUUAGGCUCGCGAUGGAGGAGCUUGUGAAGACCGAUGAUGCUAGAGGGGCCAGGGUUCUAUGGGAGACGCUUGUGGGGAGAAAUGAGUGUUACCCGGAUGCUAAAAUGUAUAGUUCGAUGAUUAAAUUGCAGUGUCAUGAUGAUAGGACCGACGAGGCUUUGAAGUAUUUGGAUGAUAUGGUGCUGUAUGGAGCUUUCCCCGAUGCGAAAACUUACAAUGUGGUGCUCGAGCGUUUGCUUAAGAGGAUGAGGACAAAGUAUGCGGCGGCUAUUUUUGAUGAGAUGGUGCUGAAUGAGUUUGUGCCGAGUGAGUCGAAUUGUGUUUCGGGGAUUAAGAUUUUCUUGGAUGCAAGGGAUUGGGAUAUGGGGCUGAAGGUUUGGAAGUGUAUGGUGGAUAACGGAUACCCGUUAGAGGAGAGCGGGAAUUUGUUGGUGACGAGGUCAAAGGAGUGUGAUAGGUUGCCAGAGGGUUGCAAGGUUGCAGAGGAUAUGAUCGAUAGGAGGGUGAAGCUCACCUCGGCUAAUCUGUCGAGAUUGAGGGGAAACCUUGUGCAGAUGGGUAAGAUAGGUAACUUAGCAUCAAAGAGAGCUGUCACUAUUCACAGAGUGGUGACCACGAAGAGGCUAGCUCAGUUGCUGCUACAGGAUGACUCCUUCUCCUAUGACAUGGCUCGUGUGGGAGGCAGCUUCUAAUGAUGGCUUAUUUGC